This is a messenger RNA of Metopolophium dirhodum (rose-grain aphid), 882 nucleotides long. RefSeq lists its product as uncharacterized. The record is from RefSeq and is a predicted model, not a curated record. The transcript is spliced from 2 exons. The coding region runs from base 1 to 882 and encodes 293 amino acids. NCBI's taxonomy places the organism in Eukaryota, Metazoa, Arthropoda, Insecta, Hemiptera, Aphididae.
AUGCAAUCCCAGACCACAAUAAUUAGAAACACGGUGAACGACAUCGACGAGACAAUGCAGAGUGUGACGAAACAAGCCGAAGUUGUCGACGAUUCAAUAACUCAUGAACGGAUAACAGAGAUGCAAUCAAACUUUAUACUCACAAUCAACCUUCUUUCGAUAGAGGUAGAAAAUUUGGUAGACAUUGUUAACUAUGCAACGCUCGGACAUAUCCACAGUAGUAUAAUGAGUCCGAAAAUCAUCACACAACAAAUAAGUGAUAUUAAAAGCAAAUUACCGCCAAAUUCCGAAUUUCCGUUAGAAAUAACUACCAAUAGUAUAUCAGAUUUUUUCAAAUUAGCUACGGUUACAGUGAUAAGUGUGGAUGACACAUUAAUUUUUUCUGUCGAAAUACCCGUCACAAAUGGGAUUAGAUUUAUGAUCUAUGAAGUCAUACCACUACCUAUGCAGUUAACCCAGGAUCAAGUGAUUGUAAUCGAAGCUGAAUCAGCCUACUUAGCAGUGGACAAAACGCAAAAGAAGUCUUCAGUCUUCAUUGACUUUUUCCCUAAUAUUCCUCUAAAUGUAAUUCCAAUUAAUUUUAAAAAUACCGGAGGCGUCGAAAGACGACAUAUUUCAACUAAUAAGGGCAUUCAGUAUAAUUUCAAGAAUUUAGCUAGGCACGCGGGAGAUUUAAAAUCCUUACAGGAACAGAUAAACGUCGAGCUAAAUAGUAAUAAUAAUCAACAAAGGCACACUUACACCACGACAACGGACUACUUAAGCAACACAUUUCAAUGCAGCAUAAGGAUACCUUUAAUUGUAAAUAUUGUGAAAAAAGAUAUUCAAACAAACGAAGCCUUGAUCGUCACGCCAAAUGCCAUCAAAAUGAAACUCCAUUAG